This is a messenger RNA of Seminavis robusta, 3326 nucleotides long. Lineage: Eukaryota; Bacillariophyta; Bacillariophyceae; Naviculales; Naviculaceae. The record is from the annotation of a GenBank genome assembly.
GAAACCGCAGAGGUCAAUCUCUCGACCCAAGCUCAACAUCCCACAAGCCACAAAGACCCCAGGCCGCAAAAAUUGCAGUCGACACCAUCACAUAAAGGUCUUCAUCCUUCAAUAUAAUUGUGUGUUGUUUGCCUCAGCGAGUCGCUCCUUCCUAUAUUGAUCAUUCUGUAGAGAAACUGCAACAUGGGUAGCAAACUCUCCAAACCUUCCCAGGACAGUCCUACAGCUGGCAACGCUGCCAACAAAAAGGGAAAAGACACUUCGGCCAAAGAGCUGAAGAAAUCAACCAAGAAAGCCAAGAAGGAUCAGAGGAGUGUAGCACCAUCGCAAAAAGCAACAGGGCAUGGUGCACAUCCAGAGACUCUGAUAUCGGAAGGUGGUGGUAGCAGCAAUAUCAAUAAGGCGUUGGAGUCCAAAGGUCCGAACAAAAAGGGGAACCAGGCAGAGAAGGUCAACAACAGUGUAAAUGCCAGUACUGUUUCAGCGCCACCCAAAGAGCUCACGACCUCAGAAGACCAGAAACAGACAAAGACCGCCAAAAAGAAGAGCGUGAAAAGUUGUCCGGUUUCAAAACCACUCCAAAAGUCCAAAAAUGAGCCCCAAGUGACCGGAAAGGUGGAGCAAACUGGGAAAGACAACACCGCCCCGUCCAAGAAACUGAAUGGAUCAAGCCAACCGGCCAAAAAACCAAAGAUACCCAGCAACACUGCAAGGGGAGGAGCUGCCGCUGCUCCAUCCAAAGAGGGAUCGAGCCACCAGACCAAGCCGACAAAGAAGGCUAGCGUAAAAAAUAGCACCACUACCUCUGUUGUGGCUUCCAAAGGCUCAAAGACACCCAACAGCAAUGCUAGUAGUAACAACAGCACUGCCUCUACGACACAAAAGAAAUCCAAGAAGAGCUCUCCAGCACCCAAGCAAGUCAAGAAGAGCCCUCCAACACCCCAGCGUAGCUCCACUGCAUCCACGGCAUCGACACUGACCAAUUCAAGAUUGUCCACUUCUAGCGUAUCCGAGCAGCAAAACUCUUCGGCAGUUGCAAAGGAGUCUACGACCAGUGUCGCCACUGCGAGCAACCCUACCGGAAACGCUACAAAGGAGGAGGAGAGCCAGCAGCAGGAACAAGCACCUCGAGUGAGCUUUAUUACACCGGAACCCAAAGCAACCUUAAAGAAGCAGGUUCCGCCAGCUGUUGCACUCGCGCCAAGGAGGACAUCCGUGACACGACGAAGCACCACUCGCAGUAGCCUGUCUCACAAAAGGAAGGGCGGCAGUAGUGCGUUCAUGAUGGAAGACAAAGAUUUGGACGUGUCUGGAUGUGCCAAUCCAAGGGAAAGCAGUGUAUUUCAAGUCGACAAAAUGGAUGGAAGCAUUGUCCUGUUAUUUGAUGGAAUGGACAUGUCCAACAAAUCGACAGGAAUGUCUCGGCGGCGCCGAAGUAGCGGUUCGAGAAAUAGCAUGCCGCGCAAAAAGAAUAAGCCGGGCAUGCUGACUCGAAUGAUGUCCAAACGACAACCCGUCGGUGAUGACGACUCAUUGAAGAGGCCAGCGGGAGGCAAUCGGCCAGGUAUGCUUGCCCGAAUGAUGUCCAAACGGCCACCUCAAGGAGCAGGAGGAAACGCUCUCUACACCUUUACGGAAGAUGAUGACUCGGACAAGCUCGUCCCUGCUGCGAGUAACAAGUCAAAGAAACGGAUCUCGAGCAGCUCGCUCCGGAACUCUCUUACCAACUCUGUUGCAAGCGUGAAAGCGUCCGUCUGGUCCCUCUUCAGCUUUCCAUCUCUGGCAGAUCGGAACAGCUCCAACUACACCCCCAUGAAUGUCCAGAAAGCUCUCAAGGCGGCCCCCAAAUCCAAAUGGAUGUUGGAAAAGGUGAAAUUCUCUGGUCAGUUUGAUUGCAAUGCCAUGGGACAAUGGGAAGAUAUACAUGGAAAACGAAUCGACAAGGGCAUCAAGAAAUUCACAGCCCACCCAGAAAAGUAUGCUGGCCUUGUGUUCAACACCAAAAUGAGAUUUGCCCACAACACAAAGACUUGUGUCUACACUCUCAUUCACCGAGAAGGCACCACCCUGAUCAAGCCCCAGAAUGUCAGCGAAGAUGGUGACAUGACUUUGAUGAUGUACAAGUAUCGUCACUUGACGCCCAUGCCCAAUGAUACCUUGCCACUGGUCAAACAGGAUGCUUACACGUGGGACAUGAAAUACAAUGGACAACUGCUCCAUGAUCGCGAUAAUCCUCCCCUGCUGCCGGGCCGUGGCAUGGGUGUUGGCGAUACACCCAAUUUGAAAAUAAUUGGAGACAUUGAUCCUGCUGACAUUACACAAGGUUAUGUGGGGAACUGCUGGCUGCUGUCGGGCAUUGCAGCUUUGGCAGAGUUUGAUGGUGCCAUCAAGAGGCUGUUUCGCAAAACCAAGAACCUGGAUAGCAUGCCAGGUGAUGGCCCCAACCUUUACACUGUUUCUCUGUACGAUCUGACUACAUGGAAAGAGGUGGACAUUGUAAUUGAUGAAUCCCUCUGUGGCCAUCCUGACAGGCAGAAUGAACUGCUGGGUGCUCAGAUUACGGAAGAUGGUGAGCUAUGGGUUAGCUACUUGGAGAAGGCGUUUGUUGUCCAUUGUGGAGGUGGAUGGGAUGACAUUGAAGGUGGGCAUUGUACUCAUGCCUGGUCCAUGAUGACGGGAUGCAAAGAGCAGUACUUUAUUCGCAAGAACUAUCAUACAGGCAAAUACAACUGCUCUGCCAAGUAUGACAUGUUCACCAAGCAGUGGAAAGAGCUGCAGAACCAACCCCGACACAAGGACAUGGCUGGUUUGGAGCCCAUUGCAUGGCCCAAGGUUGGUGGUGGUGGUGCCAUGGGUCUGGAGAUAUCCCAGGAUGAGUUGUUUAUGAAGAUGUUUGCUUGGGACCAAGUGGACUACAUUGUGGGAGCCAGUUCCAAGGGAACUUCGGACGAUGAAGUGGCCGAUGGAAUGGUGCGCAAUCAUUGCUAUUCGGUGAUUGAUGCACAUCACAAUGUUGCUGGAACAGGCAUUGACCUUUUGAAGGUCAAGAAUCCCUGGGGCCAUGGAGAGGUGGAGGAAGGCCAGUUUGGAGACACUGGGUGUGGCUGGGAAGACUACCCUCAGAUCAGAGCACUGCUCAAUCCAGUGGUAGCAGAUGACGGCAUCUUCUACCUGACCAAGGAAGAGUUUUUCGAGUUCUUUGAUCACAUGUACUUGAGCGCCUGUAGUAUGACACAAUACAAAGAGGACUAAUGCCAAACAGUAGGCACCAAUAAUGUAUUACUAGUUUUUUUAAAACUGUAUGAGGCAGCUAAAUCAUUUCGGAA